Cornus florida is the source of this 1072-nucleotide messenger RNA. Its product is annotated as annexin-like protein RJ4. Gene Ontology annotation, cellular component: cytoplasm. Gene Ontology annotation, molecular function: calcium ion binding; calcium-dependent phospholipid binding. The coding region runs from base 1 to 939 and encodes 312 amino acids. NCBI's taxonomy places the organism in Eukaryota, Viridiplantae, Streptophyta, Magnoliopsida, Cornales, Cornaceae. The record is from RefSeq and is a predicted model, not a curated record. The transcript has 6 exons.
AUGGCCACCCUCAUUGCUCCUGAUCAUCCUUCUCCUGUUGCAGAUGCAGAAGUUCUCAGAAAAGCUUGUCAAGGAUGGGGAACUGAUGAGAAGGCUAUAAUCUCAAUCAUGGGUCAUAGAAAUGCAGUUCAAAGGAAGUUAAUCCGGGAAGCCUACGAGGAGCUUUAUCAAGAAGAUCUCCUCAAGCGCCUUGAAUCAGAGCUCUCGGGUGAUUUUGAGAAAGCAGUGUAUCGUUGGAUACUGGAUCCAGUAGAUCGAGAUUCUGUCUUGGUGAAUGUAGCAAUAAAGCAAUCUGAUUAUCUUGCGAUCAUUGAAAUCUCAUGCAUCCGAUCUCCUGAAGAGCUCCUAGCUGUGAAGCGCGCCUACCAGAGUCGUUACAAGCAUUCCUUGGAAGAGGACUUGGCUGCUCAUACCACCGGUGAUCUGCGAAAGCUCUUGGUUGCCUUGAUGAGCAUAUAUAGGUACAAUGGUGAUGAGAUAAACGCAAGAUUGGCAAGUUCGGAGGCUGACAUUCUUCACAAAUUUAUUGAAGAGAAGGCUUUUAAUGACGAAGAAAUCAUUAGAAUUGUGACUACAAGGAGCAAGGCACAGGUCAUGGCAACUUUGAACCGCUACAAAGAUGAGCAUGGCACUUCCGUCACCAAGAAUUUGAUGGACGAUUCAGCUAGUCAGUACUUAGCAGCAUUGCGCACAGCCAUCCGAUGCAUCAAUGACCCACAGAAGUACUAUGAAAAGGUAUUGCGCAAUGCGAUUAAUAAGCCCGGGACUGACGAAGAUGCACUGACUCGUGUGAUCGUUACAACAGCUGAAAAAGAUUUGAAGGAGAUCAAGGAGCUUUAUUACAAGAGAAACAGUGUGUCCCUCGAUCAUUCAGUCACGAAGGAAACAUCGGGGGAUUACAAGGCCUUCCUGCUUACUCUGCUAGGGAAGGAAGAUUGAUUCGGAACCUCGUCAGUGAGCAUUUCAUCUUUUAAAUGGUUGUCUGUUUUUAGUUGUACUUUGGUUUUGGAAAAACUUAUCUGUAGCUUGUCUUGAACUUUUGUGUGGUUAUGACAUUUUCAAUUUAUCGGCU